AAACCAAAAUUUAUUCAGACACCUUGAACAUUAAUACAGUUUAUUCACUAUAGUUUAAAAAAAUGGUAAUAAAAUAUGACAAGAUCUCAGAGUUAAACUGUGUCAGAAAAAAAAAUUAUCUUAAUUAUGUCAGAUAGCACAGCAAAACAUGGUCAGGUCAAAGUGUCUGAAUAAUUUUUGGUUCCAGAUUUUUAUCAGUUUUACAAGUAGUCCACUGUAUGAAGACUUUUUGGGUUCUGCAGAGUUUAGCUCCAACCCUCAUAAAAACUCACCUGCCUGUAGCCUGUAGUGGGAUCAUACAAAAUGCCUGUUUGUUUUUUUUAGUACUCUCCUGAAUAAGAUAUUUUACAUAAAAGUUGUUUACACAAGACUAAAAAAAAAAAGAAGAAAGAAAAACAAUUUAUAGAAAUGACCCCUUUCAAAAAUGUACAUACCAAACAUAAAACAAUGCAUUAAGAAACAGGGGGUGUAAACUUUUUAACAAGAUGAAGAUGUGUACAUUUUUUUUAUUUUUUUAAAUAUAAUAUAUUAUAUAUAAUAAAUAAUAUAUAAUUUUUAUUAUUAUUACUGUUACUAGUAUUGCUUAAAAGCCAUAAACUCGUCAGAGCAGUCAGGUCCUGCAACCUCUAUGAUUCCAGUAAUUAUUCUUAUAAAUAAAUAAAUAAAAUAUUCUGUACUUCCUUUACUGAGGUUAUUGGUUAUUGACUGGUUAUUUUCCCAGUCAUGCGGUUUAGGUUUGCUGGGGCACUCACCGCCCUACCAUCUCUGUCUUUCUCUCUCUGAGUAAUCCUCUUACAUUGAGCCACAGGAGGAGGAGCAAGUCUCUCUCUGCGUGUUCAGUCGCUCUGGGAUUUAUUCAGAGUGGAGAAAUGCUAGCAGUCAUUGUGGAAAUGCAGCAGAUUAGAGUCAUGAUGAUUUUGUCCGUAAAAGUGGAUGUAUUGAUGUGCGGAGAGUGACAGAUGUCAUGUCUUAUCUCAGGUGCUCAGAAGCGGCGCUUUUACUCUUCAUUUUUGUGGAACUCACUGCAGCCUUAAAGUGUGUAUGUCACUUGUGUGUGAACCACACUUGUGAGACGGAGGCAGAAGGAGCGUGCUGGAACUCAGUGAUGCUCAUAAAUGGGAAGGAGGAGCCAGUGAAGUCCUGCGUAUCCCCAUCACAGCUCAAGGGUGAAAUGUAUUGCCGCAGCUCCAGAAAUGUCUAUACACGCAACUGCUGCUUUACAGACUUCUGCAACAAUGAGACUCUGCACCUCAAUCCAGAGCCGCCACCUGAGGGGUCUGGUUGGAGUCAGCUGGAACUAGCAGCAGUAAUUCUUGUUCCUUUGUGCCUGGUGUGUCUGGGUGUCGUUCUGGGAAUGUGUGCCCUACAAAACCUUCGGUGCACACACAUUAAAGCCCACAAACAGGACCCAGAGGAACCCCUGGAUGACCAGACUCUGGUGUCAUCUGACAAAUGCCUGAAAGAACUCAUCUAUGACAUGAGCACCUCUGGCUCUGGCUCAGGAUUGCCCCUGUUGGUCCAGAGAACAAUUGCUCGAACCAUUGUCCUCCAGGAGAGCAUUGGGAAGGGGCGCUUCGGGGAAGUGUGGAGGGGCAAAUGGAGGGGGGAGGAUGUCGCUGUGAAGAUCUUCUCCUCGCGAGAUGAGCGCUCCUGGUUUCGUGAGGCUGAGAUUUAUCAGACUAUCAUGUUACGCCAUGAGAAUAUUUUGGGGUUUAUCGCCGCUGAUAACAAAGAUAAUGGCUCAUGGACACAGCUGUGGCUGGUGUCUGAGUAUCAUGAGCAUGGGUCUCUCUUUGAUUACCUGAACAGAUACACAGUAUCAGUGGAGGGAGUCAUAGUUCUGGCGCUGUCCAUCUCCAGCGGCAUCGCACACCUGCACAUGGAGAUAAUUGGCACUCAAGGGAAGCCCGCCAUUGCUCACAGAGACAUAAAGUCAAAGAACAUCCUGGUUAAGAAGAACGGAACUGCUGUGAUUGCUGAUCUUGGUCUGGCUGUCAAACACGACUCUAAUACCAACACCAUUGAUAUCCCCAUUAACCACAGAGUGGGCACCAAGAGGUACAUGGCUCCUGAGAUCCUGGAUGAUUCCAUAAACAUGAGCAGCUUUGAGUCAUUUAAGCGUGCUGAUAUCUACUCACUUGGCCUGGUGUUCUGGGAACUUGCUCGCAGAUGUUCUGUCCAAGGGAUUCAUGAAGAUUUCCAGUUGCCUUAUUAUGACCAGGUGCAAUCAGACCCAUCAGUGGAUGAUAUGAGGAAGGUGGUGUGUGAACAAAAACUCCGACCUAACAUUCCCAACCAGUGGCAGAGCUGUGAGGCACUGAGGGUUAUGGGUAAGAUCAUGCGGGAGUGCUGGCAUGCCAAUCCAGCUGCUCGGCUUACAGCACUACGUGUCAAGAAAACCUUAUCUCAGGUGACUGUGGUCAAGGAUGUUAAAGAAUAACCCAGCAGCCUGGUUCCCCACUUAUCUCUGUCUGUCAGUGUUAUUGGGACAUUUCAAAUGCUCAGUUGAGAUGCCAAAGAUUGCAGGAAUUUAAGAGGGAAAGACUGUCUUGUGACACCUGAGCUUUGAAAAAAAUGAAGGAAAGUGUAUUCUGUUUUGUAGUCAAUAGAUGGUGAUAGAGUACUGAUAUACUGCUACCUCAACUGAUCCUACAAGUGCCAAAUGCUUUGAGUUGCACGUUAUGCUUCGUGCCAUAAACGUUUUGCUUGGUGUAAUUUACAGUCACACUUCAAAUGUCUGUAUAUCUGUUUUCAUAAACUCAGCAAAAAAAGAAAAGUCCUCUUACUUUCAACUUCUUUUAUUUACAGCAAAUUUCUUAACGUGUAAAUAUGAACAUAAAUAUUUGUAUGAACAUAAAAACAUUCAAUACCUGAGACAUAAACUUAAGUUGCACAGAUAUCUGACGAACAGAAAUAGAAUAAUGAGUGAACAUAUGUUCCCUGAGCAAAGGGGGAGGAGGGGGCUGUAAACUGUUCGCACCACACAGUGGAAAAGAGCCAUUAGUGUCUUGAGGACUGUUCCACAGGUGCAUGUGCUAUAAUUAUUUAUGGUUCAUUAAGCAAGCAUAAAAAAUAAUUUCCAAAAAAGCUUACUUGGAUUGUACAAAAUUAUCUUUAAAAUAUAGUAUCCAGUAUAGUAUUUUUUUAAUACUAUAUAAAAUAUAGUAUUUUUUUAUUUUAUUUUAUUUUUUUUGCUGAGUUUAUAUACAGAGGACCAAAUAAAAAAAAAAAAAACAUAAUUUUUUUAAGACCAUGUGUUGACGUCAGACAGCAUAAUGUGGUCUGCAACAGGAAACUGUUUUUUUUUUUUUUAGCCCAGCUUUGUGCAGGUUGUGAUUUCCUGGCACUAUUUUUUCUACUGUUUUAAACCGCUCACAUCACUUUUGAUUGUACUGUGUACCUAUAGGAUGAUUUCCUGUAAGCCUUGUCAUUUCAGAAUGUAAAGGAAAUUGGUUGCAUUUUUGCUCAUGUGCAUAUGUCUGAAAAAAACCCUGAUCUCUGAAGAGGUUAAAAAAAAAAAAGAAAAAAAAAAAAAAGUAACUGAUCAUCCAAAGCAAUUUCACAAGACGCUUCAUAUAGAGCAGAGGUCUCCAACCUUUUAUGUAUCAUGGACCAGUUUCGGAAAGAAAAAAAAAAUCAUAAUCCAAAGCCUCUUGAACAGAUAUUUCACCUAGAGCAGGGGUCUUCAACCAGUUUUGUUUUGAAAAUAUUUUUGGGGAAACGCCCAAGCAUUGGGGGGUUUGAGGUGUGAUCAGAACAACGAUUAAUCUACUAAUUUAUCUAUCCUUCCAUUCCAUCCAUCAAUUCUCCAAUCCGCUUUAUCCUCUGCAGGGUCACAGAUGCUGGAGUAUAUCCUAGUGUCUUGGGCCACAGGCUGGGGACACUACGCUCACACACAGGCACGAACACAUUCACACAUUCAGUCACACUUACAGGCGUCUGUGUCAUGUUUAGCCUGUCUAAAAAUUGCUCUUGUCAUCAAUGUCAUCAGUUCUCAGUGGGAAAGUGGUAGCUGAAGUUGUGGCUUUCAGCAGUUGCCCUGUUUGAGUAAUCAACUCUUUUCCCACAAGCGUUUACUAAAGUUGCCAGUCAGCACCAGCAUUUUUUAUUAUAUUCAAAAAAUAUCAUGGCCCCCAGAAUGGCCCGAUUUCACUGAAAAGGCUUAAGCCUAGUCCAGACUAAAAUGCAUGUUUGUGCUGUUUUAACUGAAAGCAACUUGCACUGACAUUCUAUCUUAAAAUAUGUCAGUGCCAUUGUUUUGUCUUGAAAUGCACACCAGUAAUGUUUUUUUUCUUCUAAGGGACGUUUAUAAAAGCUACUUAAAUGUCCUAAAUUAACAAAGGCCUACUCCUGGCUUAAUCUAAGCCUUGUCUGUAAAACCAGGCCAAUGUAUCAAAAGAAAGAACAGAGCCUCUGCUUUAAAAAAAAACAAAAAACCCUACCGUAUAACAGUAUAAACAUGGAUUGCCGGAAAAACUUGUCAAUGGCAGGGAAGUGUUAUAUCAUAAAUGAUGGAAAACCAUAUUUUAGAUACAAUUCAUUGCAUUUUCAGUUAAAUGCAGCUUUCCCUUUUCCAGUAUUCUCAUCAGUAGCUGUAUCAUCAUCAUUGCUUAGACUUUUCCUACCUCCUGCAUUAAAGAAACAUUGUCCGAGCCUGUUGCAAGGGUGAAACUGAUGUUUUCUAAAUUGCGCCCACUAUGUAAAUUUGGAUAGUGGCAAUUAAAGGGUACAAUGCAAUAUAGUAUAUAUGAGCAGUCAUGCGAUAUGGCUGUAUAUCAGCACAGCCGUGAUUUGGCUGUAGGCACAAGGGCGUAGGUAAUCCCAGCGUGUUGAUAUACAGCCAUAUCGCACGGUUACUCAUGUGAUAUUGUGUUUAUACAACAGUUUGACGGCACGAGUGUGUAAAUAAAUAAGAAAUAACAGUAGAGUGUCUUUAAAAUCCUCUUUCGUGCAGAACUACUUCCUUUCGCCACAGAUUCAAGUCUCAAGUUGACAGUUUGACCAAGUCUUUGUUACUAAUUCUAAAAUGCAGUGGUGUGAGGUCCAUAUAAUCUGCGAAUGCUCUGCAUACCCAAGCUUUUCGUCAACUCGGCAAUUAAUAUAACUAUAAAUUACUAUUAAAUCCCUUGUUUGAGGUGUACCAUAAAGCCUACAUAAAAUAAAUAAAAUGUUGGUAAUGCGUAUGUAAAUGUCCAUAAUUUAUUUAUUUGUCAAAGAACGAUAAUUUUCUUUAAAUCUGCCAAUUACAGAGACUUCCGGGUAAGCUGAUCUUCAGCCGCUUUUGCGCUUUUGUUCUUUUGCUCUUUUGUUAUGGAACAUCAUCACUGUGUUCAUUAUGUUCUUGUUGGUUUGCUGGCCUAUGGGGGAUUGCAGAAUAAGCUGUGAGUGGAUCGCUCGCCCAAGAGGAAAAAUUAACUGCUGCUGCCAGGUCUCGAUCACUGAAAAUCACAUUGUAUUUGAUACAAAACUAACUAGACUAAAUCAAAUGGGGAAAAAAUCAUGACUAAAACUAUUUUCAUAGUAUUUCAUUUUUUUCCAUAGGGAAAUUUAUUUUUUAUGAAAACUUGCUAUAAAUUGUUUAAAACAGUCCUACUGUAACUAUCACAGGAUGUUAAUCGAUAGUCUGUGUAUUUGUUAAAGUCAUCAGUUUGCAUAAUUUCAACUUUUUUUUUUUUUUUUUUUUAAAGAAUACUGAUAUCUUUAUUUAUUAUAGCCUAGGCUACUUAUAUUUAUUAUAAUUACAUUUUACUUUUUUAUUUAUAAUAGGCUGCUAAUAUUAUACUUAUUUUUAAUUAUUAAUUUAAAAAGUACUUCUGAUAUACAGUGCCCUCCACAAAUAUUGGCACCCUUAGUAAAUAUGAGCAAAGGUGGCUGUGAAAAUAAAUCUGCAUUGUUUAUCCUUUUGCUCUUUCAUUCAAAAAAAUUCACAAAGUUCUAACCUUUCAUCGAAGUAAAACAAUUGAAAUUGGGGGGAAACUCACAUUAUGAAAUAAAUGUUUUUCUCCAAUACAUGUUGGCCACAAUUAUUGGCACCUCUAGAAAUUCUUAUGAGUAAAAUAUCUCUGAAGUAUAUUCCCAUUCAUAUUUACAUUUUUUAGCACACCAGGGUGACUAAGAGCAUGAAAUUGUCCAGCCAUGACUUCCUGUUCCACAGGAGUACAAAUAUGUGUAAACACAAAGGCCAAAUUCCCUUAAUCAUUCAAUGAGAAAAACCAAAGAAUAUAGUUCUGAUGUGCAGCAAAAGAUUGUUGAGCUUCACAAAAUAGAAAAUGGCUAUAAGAAAAAAGCUAACGCAUUGAAAAUCCCCAUUUCCACCAUCAGGGCAAUAAUUAAGAAGUUCCAAUCAACUAAAAAUGUUACAAAUCUGCCUGGAAGAGGACGUGUGUCUAAAUCGCCCUAAUGCACGGUGAGGAGGAAAGUUUGAGUGGCCAAAGACUCCAAAGGAUCACAGCUGGAGAAUUGCAGAGACCUGGUUCUAUGGUCAGAUGAAAUGAAAAAAAGAGCUUUUUGGAUGGGUUUGGUGCACACAUGGAUAAAAAGUACCCCAUGCCCACGGUUAAAUAUACUGCUGGAUCUUUAAUGUUGUGGGCCUAUUUUUCUGCUGGAGGUCCUGGACAUCUUGUUCAAAUACAUGGCAUCAUGGAUUCUAUCAAAUACUAACAGAUAAAAAUCAAAACCUGACUGCUUCUGCUAGAAAUCUUAUAAUGGGCCCUGAUUGGAUCUUCCAUCGGGACAAUGAUCCAAAACAAACAUCAAAACUAACAGAAAAAUGUGUCACUGAGCACAAAAUGAAGCUUCUGCCAUGGCCAUCCCAAUCCCCUGACCUGAUCCCUAAAGAAAAUGAGUGGAGUGAACUGAAGAGAAGCACCAAUAUGGAGCUGGGAAUCUGAAGGAUCUGGAGAGAUUCUGUAUGAAGGAAUGGUCUCUGAUAUCUUGUCAGGUGUUCUCCAAACUCAUCAGGCAUUUAGAAGAAGACUUAGAGCUGUUAUCUUGGGAAAAGGACGUUGCAAUAAUUGGGUGCCAAUAAUUGUGGCCAAUGUGAUCUAGAGAUAAACAUUUAUUUCAUGAUGAGCUUUCCCCCUCAUUUUCAAUUGUUUUACUUCUAUGAUAGGUUAGAAUUUUGUGAAUUUUUUGAAAGAAAGAUCAAAAGGAUAAACAAUGCAGAUUUAUUUUCAUAGCCGCCUUUGCUCAUAUUUACUAAGGGUGCCAAUAAUUGUGGAGGGCACUGUACAUUUAAAUCGAUGCCAUGGUGUUUAUUAUUUGUCGUGUUUGAUUUAGAUUUGUGUCCUAAACUGAUACGUUUAAAGGUGAAGUAUGUCGUUUCUGUGACACUAGCGCCACCUAGCGGACUUACAAAAAUACAGCAUAUUUUGCAAACGCACCUUUCGCAUCUUUCACCUGUAGUUCAUGUGUCAUGAGUAAGCACUGAGUAAACUAACACUUUCCAGAGAGAAAGCGAGCGUCUCGCUUAUUAGCUAUAAACCCAUUCAAUGUAACUGCAUCGGGCAUAUUUUUUUAACAUGACGCACCACCCAGCAAUACCCGGUUAAAAACGUCACUUUAGAACUAGUAACGAAGGAAUGUUGACUCCCUCCAUUGAAACUCAUUGUAUUUUGUACAGUAUUACUGAGAGAGAGAGAGAGAGAGAAUUUUCCAUAACAGCGCUAAAACAACGUCCUUUGUUUACAAAAGUACCUUUAAAUUUAAAAGUCUCUUGCCACUGACUGACUCAUUUACUCAUAAAGUUUGCCGCCAUCUAAAUUAAUGAUGGCAUAUUAAUGUAACUUUCACUCAAUCCAUAUUAUGCACUAACGUACCCUUUCUCAAUACCAAAUACAACAUAUUAUUUAUAUAAAAUAAUAUUUAUUGAAUAACAAUAUUUAAAUUAACAAUAGCCAUAAUAAAUGACAACAGGAAAUAAACAAAAUUGUACAAUUCAGUCAAACGUACAAAAGCAGUGCUCUACAGGAUCUAAGCUAAAUAUAGCCUUAAUAUUAAAUUAUUAAAUUGAACAUAGCCCAAUUUGAUUUGCUCAGGAACAAGUAAUAGAUUAAUAAGACCAAAGAUUGCCCGUUUUAUGUACCCAAAAUGAAUUAAGAGACAGUGGCAAAUCCCCAAAGCACUGGCCAAGAUGAAGCUGUUUUCGGCGGGUACAUAAGCACUCAAUGGCCGCUGACGGCCUGGAGCUCACAUUUCCAAAAAAGUGUAAAAAAAUUGUAAAAUAUUAAAUAUGAGUCACAUAUUUCAGGUCUAAACAACCACAUUCUCGCCUAAAAAACUCUUAAAACUACAUUCCGUUACAAAAUAACAGUAGUAUCUAUAAAAAUAUGGUGGGUUUGCUCAUCCGCCAUGACACACGCUGUGAGAAUGCUGAAAGCGGAGUGAUUCAAACGGUGAAACGGUUCCCGUGACGAUACUGGUAGAAAGAACUGUUGUAUAACUAAUAUUAUAUAUAUAUAUAUAUAUAUAUUAGUAUUGGUUGGGCCUGAUACUGCGCUCUUGUACUUAUACUCAUUAAAUUGCUCUGAUACCAACAGCCGAUACAAGCAGUGUGUACAGUAUAUGCUUGUGUCAACAGAGUAAACAUAGAGCACAAUGGAGAUAUUAGAGAAGGACGUCUAUGAAGUAAAUGUAUCUAAUUAAUAAAAUAUUAAACAAAUUAAAUAUUCACGCUAUAGCUGCUGUGUGCGAGCUGAUAAGCAAAACACGCAGAGUGGAUUGAAUGUGUAGCGGCACAGACGCCCAAGCUUGUCUGUUGCAUCUUUUUUUUUUUUUUUUUUUUAUACAGACAUCGCUGGAAAGUUUGUAGUUCGGUCAGAUAUGGCAAUAGCAAAGACAGUAAAACGAGGAGCAUAUUACUAACGUUAACUUACGGUAAAGACAGAGAGAGCGAGAGAGAACUUUUGUUGCAUGCUCUUGAUUUCUGAUCAUUCAUUUAGCACACAUGCAUCAUUUGGAUUAAAAAUAAGUCUUAUGUACAAGUAAAAACAUGAACUGUUACGUAUUUUAUGUAUAACAAGUGGUUCCCUACAUUACUACAGGAAGGCAGUACAGUAAUCACAUGACGUUUGCAAGAACUUUUCUGUGUGCAAACAUCGAAUAGCCUAUUAAAUCGAGUUCUCUUUCAUGUCUUCUUGCGCUUGAAUAGACAAAUUCACACAAAAUUGUCAAAAUGUCUAUCCUUGAGAAACAUAUCCAUAGCAAUAAAAAAAAAAAUACAAUAACAAAAUAUUGGACUACAAUAAAAAAUGCAGCAAAUUAGGCUAUUCUACGGUUGGUUGCGCAAUCAACUUUCGUGACUGGUUCCUUAGAAGAUUUUGGCCGAAACUCUGAACAAUAACCGUUACUUUAAUAGAUGUGGAAACAGAUUUUGAUAUGGAUAAAACUUAUCUGAAAUUAUCCAGGUUUAAUCAGAUUUAAUGUAAAUUAAUGUAAAUCUGUCUAAUAAUGAUGUCUAGGCUGAAAAUAUUAUUAGCCUUUUUCCAUUUUGAUACAUUACUAUCCAAAUUAUUUUGAUUUUUAUGAGUGUCUUGAUACUCAAGAAAAUUGUUUGCAGAAAACAUGAAAUGCUAUUAUAGAUUAUAUAAUAUUUUCUAUUUACAUACAUCUGAAAGGUCAAUAAAAAAUUAAAAAAGAAAGAAAAAGAAAAAAGAAUCGAAAUAAUAAUAAAAUUUCCCAACUAGAGUCACCCCCAGUGAAUCUCUGUCAUUUCCAGCCCAGCCUAUAUAUAUAUAUAUAUAUAUAUAUAUAUAUAUAUAUUAUUAUUUUUUUUUUUUUUUAACUUUCCCAGAUUGUUCCACAGCCUGUUAAUGGGUCGCAACCUCAGGGUUGGGGACCUCUGAUCUAGAGGACUUCCAAAUGCCAUUGUGAAAUAUAUGACUGUGAAGGAAGUUUUAUUAACAUUAUAUUUUGUAAUGUUAGUAUUCAAGUAGAAAUUGCACUCUGUUGCACUAUGUAAAGGCUGCUGAAGAAUAGUAAUCAGCACUCAACAGACUUGAAAAUACAGAAACGGAAGAGCCCAGCACAUCUGAAACCAAACAUAAAAUGUGUAAAUAAAAAGUAUAGUGGAGCAUUGUCAUUUCUUAAAAUGUAUAACUGCAUAACUUACUUGUCUGUUAUAUUUUGUGCUUUAAGUCUGUGUGGUUAAACACUCAGUGUCUUUGUGGUGAUGUGAGGCUGUUUAGCAGGGAUUUCUCUGUGACCUAUGGUAUAUUAGCUGUGACUCUGAGUCUCUCUCUCUCUCUCUCUCUCUCUCUCUCUCUCUCUCUCUCUGUGUGUGUGUGUGUGUGUGUGUGUCUGUUUGAUAAAUAUGCCUUGUGAGGAUUUUUUGCUAUAGAGUUCUAUUUUUUGUACAGCUGUAAUCUGGAACUUGUCUGUAAAUUAUAUCACUUCUAAUGUCUGAUUUGUGUUAAAAUUGCCUGACAACGCUUAUUCCUAUAGGGUUUUUCCAUACUCAAUGAAGUAUAAUGCAUAAGAUGCAUUUUAUAUUUUAAUCUAAACUUUAUAUAAUUAUAUCAUUAGACAGUUGCUGACUGCUUGGCAUAAAUAUCCAUAUUCAAUUAUGUUUAUUUAAUCUCUACCAAAGAGAAAGGGUUUAAUUAAUUUUGCCUGUUGAAGACAGGUCCUGUUUUAUCUUGCUUCAAUCAUUUGCAGAAGCAUAAAAUGCUUAAAUAUGGAUUAGACAAGAUGUCUGGGGCAGCCAAAUCCUUAAAAUUUAGGGAAAACUGCACCAUUACUGGCCUGAUGCUGUUGAGAAAUGUUGAAGUUCAACAGGUGGGUAUUCAAUCUGAGAUCCUAACAGAUGUCAACAUUUCAAACUUUACAAACAGGAGCCUAUGCCACCUGUAAAGGUGUCUGAUGUUUUGAGACAGCAGAGAUGUGUAUAUUGAAAAGGGGAGAAUUGAUUACAUAAUAUGUCUACUGACAUGUAUUUUUGUGAGUUGUAUUGUUUUGUCUGUAUUAGAGUAUUUCAUUUUCUGAAAUGUAAACCAUAGAACAAUAAACUAUUUUUCAUGAUU
This is a messenger RNA of Ctenopharyngodon idella (grass carp), 11018 nucleotides long. Its product is annotated as activin receptor type-1C. The coding region runs from base 965 to 2440 and encodes 491 amino acids. The transcript has 9 exons. The record is from RefSeq and is a predicted model, not a curated record. Gene Ontology annotation, biological process: nervous system development; cellular response to growth factor stimulus; protein phosphorylation. Gene Ontology annotation, molecular function: activin receptor activity, type I; ATP binding. Gene Ontology annotation, cellular component: activin receptor complex; plasma membrane. Lineage: Eukaryota; Metazoa; Chordata; Actinopteri; Cypriniformes; Xenocyprididae.